Messenger RNA from Penicillium griseofulvum, 3027 nucleotides. RefSeq names its product pH-signaling protein PalC. Gene Ontology annotation, biological process: cellular response to pH. Lineage: Eukaryota; Fungi; Ascomycota; Eurotiomycetes; Eurotiales; Aspergillaceae. The record is from RefSeq and is a predicted model, not a curated record. The transcript has 7 exons. Gene Ontology annotation, cellular component: plasma membrane. The coding region runs from base 1 to 3027 and encodes 1008 amino acids.
AUGAAUCGUCCCCGGCGAGCUGCUGCUCAAAAGCCAGAGGGUCACUAUGCUGGUACCUCUGCCGCACAAAAGACCUCGGCCACGCGAAAGACCUCUUCCACACGAAAGGCCUCUCCCACACGAAAGGUGACGAAGUCUGGUGCGACCCGGAAACAACGCAAGGGGAAGAAUCAGUCUGGAGGAGAUGAAAUGGAUAUAGAUCCUACUCCUGUUACCGCGGAGAACACACCUGGAGAUCCUCCUGAACCAUUGGAUCCGGCCGCACUUGCAUUGGAUUUUAAAAAGUCCUAUGAAGGGGCAAUCCCACCACCGGUACGGCCAAAGCGGGGGAAGCGGUUCAAACAGCCUGCAUCGAAUCCAAUCACGAACCUCAACGAUGUGCCAAAAGGGUGGAGUUUGUAUGACCCUGAUCUUGAUCCUGAGGAUUUGGAUGCUCGGAUUGCAAGAUGCCAUGAGCGGAUUAGUGACAACAUCAUGGUCCAUCAGUUCAAAUUCGAUUUGAAGGGUUUAUUGCGAGAGAAGAAAAAGCGCGAUGAUAUGAUGGCCUUGGAGCCUCCUGGCCUGAGUUACCCUGUCGUCCAGCGCCUGCAAACCCUCAAGGGCAUGUUAGCAUGGCUUGACAGCGAAGGUGACCAGUUUGAACUGGCCGACAAUGUGAGAAGUCUCAUCGAAGCAUACAGAUCGGGGCAAUUGAAGUGGAAUCCACAUCUUGUCACCUACUGGGCUAAAGGCGUUCAGCUCUGCCAGCCAAGACCUUUCAGGUGGAAUGAAUGUGAUGUCAUCAAUGCUCAACGUGAAGGCCAAAAAGGGUUUUGGGUAGAAGGGCUCCAAGGUGCAGGGCCCGCUCCCCAACAGUUACAAUGGAUGAGUGCGCAAGAAGAUGGGCCGGAUAGUGGGCCAUUUGUGUGCCACAUGUACAUCUGCGUGAAACCUCAACCUACACUCACUCAACUAAAUGUUCAGUCCUUGAAUCUGAGCUUUCUAGAUGAUACGGGGGCUAAUAUGAUGCAAAUAAAUAUGACUGAUGUGGCGACACUCAUGGAUGUGAAUGCCAAUGGAAAUGAACCCCAGCUUCCAACAGUGUUAGGUCUUGUAUGCGUAGGCAUUGCCGACGGAUCAAGAACAUAUAGAAUAUGUAUGCGACUUGAUAUUAACAUGUGGGAUGAGGCUACUUGGACUUGGCUAACUCCAAACUGGGAUCCGAUCCCAGUUCUUGUUUACAAUGACAUGACGAACCCACCAAGCCCACCGCUGGUCCGAAUGAAUGGUCCGUGGCCACGAUUAAGGAUGUAUUCAGCAUCAGCACCCGGUGGCAACAGUGAGACCUAUUUUAGCGACCUUCACCCGUCGGCAAUGAUUGUGCCCACCGAUGUUGAAGAUCUUGGCAGUGACAUCAGUUCUUCCUUCUCCAACUCCCCCCAUUCCACAAUGGUUUACGCAUUUACCCUCCCAACAACCUCGCCUCUCUCAUUUCAAUCAUUUAUCUACUCUAAUACACACCCAUCCCUCCCCCAAUCAGCCUCAACAACCCGCCAUGCUCUCCGCCUCGCAUUAAAGGCCCACAAGCGACUACCCCGCGCCAGCCAGGAUGCCCAACUACCGACAGUUCUGUCCGCCUUGAAUGAAUACAUUCCCUACCUAUUUGCAAUCUCGAAUGGACUAGGUCGCUCCGUUCCAACAGAUGCAUAUUCCUUUGCUCCUCACGGUGACACGUCAGGCAGGCCGAAUAUCCCCACCGAGGUUGAUAUCACGAUCCGUGCGGAGAUGGAAUCGACAUGGAGAUAUACCCUGUCAUCCUCAGGCGGAUUGAAUCUAGGGUCCGGAGGCAAUAGCGCAAGCGGAAAUGGUAUUCGGACACGUGGGCGAGUGUCUGGUCGAGGCAUCCACUUUGAACUGGCAUUUACGCUCACAACUCUGGGCUAUGUAUUGAGUAGGAUGGCGCGCGCAGAAGUUCUCGCUGUGUUAUAUGCAUCAUCUACCCCGUCUGCGGAGGUCCGCACUGCGGCUGUGCAGACUGCGACGCGAUAUCUACUACAGGCUAGCUCCGUGCACAAUCUGCUAGCGUCUUCGCCGACUUUCACGGCAGCUACUGUGUCGACAGUACCAGAGCUGGAGGCUGCUACGCAGUCGGCUCUGUCAUCUCUGGCCCUGGCUGAGGCUACGUUGCUGGCUGUCCUUAAGGAUGAUGCGUAUGUUGCGACGUGUAUUCAGUCGCGCAACCCGAAUGAUAAAGACUGGAUGGUCCAUGCACCUGAGAUCCCAAAGGUACGCGCUCUGCUAUUUGCAAGACUUUGUGUUCGUGCUGCAGAGUACUCCGAACAAGCGACUGCGGGCCUAGGUGCUGUUGGGUCUACGUCUGGUCGUGCAGGCCGUGUGGAUGAGGAUUUGGUCGGCUAUACUAGAGUUUUGGCUCGUGUUGCUCGGGCACGGGCGUGUCGUUUCUUUGGUGUAGACGCUGAGCUAUCGGGCAAAGUCGGUGAGGGUAUUGCGUGGCUGCGAGCUGCACGAACUCUACUCGGGCUACGUGGAGCAGGGUCUUCACAGGAAGGUGCCGCUGGCACGGGAGGUUCUACAAAAGGCGGAUUGUCCCGUUUAAAGCGAGAGUGGACAGAGAGGCGUGAGGAGCGUCGAGUCACUAAGGAUGCUGGCGGUACUCGCAGCGAGAAAGGUCCAUUGGAUGCCGGGGAUGAUGCUGGUCGUGACGAAGAGGGACGAGUCCUCGCGAUGCUUGACACGAAAUGGGUCAAAAUGAAUGACACAAUUAACACACAGCUCAUUCCACCAUCUGCACCAUUGCUCACUAAUCUACCUUCUGGCCGUGAUAUUCACUCCCCUCCAGCACCAUACCAGCCCCCAUCUUUAGAUGAGGACCAACUCAUGCGGAUGCGUGCUCCCCCAGAUGAGAGAGACGAAAUUAUAUUUGGAAGUGACGAUGAGAGCGAGGACGAUGCAGGACAGCCGGAUGGUCGUGUCCCUCCGGGGGCAUUCCCGGACCGAAGCGCGACCGCCUCGAACGUUUAUUAUUAA